This is a messenger RNA of Erythranthe guttata (spotted monkey flower), 558 nucleotides long. Lineage: Eukaryota; Viridiplantae; Streptophyta; Magnoliopsida; Lamiales; Phrymaceae. The record is from RefSeq and is a predicted model, not a curated record.
AUGAGUGAGAUCAUUGGUUGGUGUUGUUCAUACCUCCACGCUUUUAAAGAUGCCCAAUUUCGUAACUUACGCCCACAUAAACCGAACCACGAGGAGGUGUGGAAACCUCCACCUUGGGGGAUCAUAAAGGUCAAUGUUGACGCUGCUUUUCCACCUAGCAAAUAUUUUUACAACAUCUCCUUAGUCUCCCGAAAUUCCGACGGACAAUGUAUUUGGUGGAAGAUCAGGAAGGUCUUCGGUCAAAUUCGCCCCGUAGAUGGUGAAGCUAACGCAGUCCUACAAGCGAUUACUACUGCCCGAACAUUGCAUUGGAGGAAUAUUAUAGUGGAAGGAGAUUGCGUAGAAGUUAUUGAUGCAUUGCGCGAAAAGACUCGAACUUUCAAGUCCUUUAGAGCUGUUUUAGAUGAAUGUUUUUCCCUGUCUUCUUUCUUCUCAGUUUGUUCUUUUUCCUUCUUUAAGAGACCCUGCAAUCGCCUUGCUCACGAUCUUGCUUCUAUAUCCGUGACGGAUUAUUUAAAAGAGUCUUCUAUUUCUUCCAAUUUGGCCAUGAGUGCCUAA